AUGUCUUUCACAAAUCUUGAUCUAAUCAACGCCGUCGACGGCUUCCCCUACUAUCAAGUCGACCCCGACCUCUACGCCGCUAGCAUAUCCACCUACUACGAGCUCCGCGUAGCAGACCAUGACUACGCCCUAGGCUACGUCCUCCCCUCUGUUGCCGAAGUCUUCCGCGGCGUCGCCCACUGGGAAUUCGACGACGAAGACCGUAUUCUCACGCUUACUGGCGGCACCAACGCCGCUGUGCGCUCUGCUAUAGUCGCCGCGACGCUCGAGGCACUACGCACGACGGGGCACUUCAAGGUGUUGGAAAAGUGGCGAAACGAGUUGUACCCCGUAUACGGACGCAACAAAGAGCUGCUUUUCAAUGUGGAGCGCAGCGCGAGUCCGCUUUUUGGGGUUGUCACAUAUGGCGUGCAUUUGACUGCGUAUGUUAAGAAGGAGGAUGGUUUCAGGAUAUGGAUACCUAGGAGGGCGAAGACGAAGCAGACGUAUGGGGGUAUGCUGGAUAAUGCUGUUGCGGGCGGCAUUGCGACUGGUGAGGUGGCCUUUGAGAGCUUGGUGAGGGAAUGUGCAGAGGAGGCAUCGCUGCCGGAAGAUCUGGUCAGGAGUAAGGCUAGGGUUGCAGGAUGCAUUACGUAUUUCUACAUAAGGGAUAAGAGCGCUGGUGGGGAGACGGGGUUGAUGCAGCCGGAAGUGGAAUACGUCUACGACCUGGAGUUACCCGAAGACGUCGUGCCCAAGCCUGGAGACGACGAAGUCGAGGAGUUCUACCUAUGGACUGUAGACGAGGUAAAAGAGCAUUUGGAGAAAGGGGAGUUCAAGCCGAACUGCGCGGCUGCCAUGAUCGACUUCUUCAUACGACACGGCAUGCUGACACCUGAAAAUGAGAAAGAUUUCAUCGAGAUUGUGGCGCGGCUGCACCGCAAGUUCGAGUUCCCUACACUAUAG
Molecule: messenger RNA, 945 nt
Organism: Didymosphaeria variabile
Lineage: Eukaryota; Fungi; Ascomycota; Dothideomycetes; Pleosporales; Didymosphaeriaceae
Exons: 2
Coding region: 1-945 (314 amino acids)
Molecular function (GO): 8-oxo-dGDP phosphatase activity
Source: RefSeq, a predicted model, not a curated record